AUGACACACGGCUUGAAAGUCGAUGGUCGUGAACAGCCUGGCACCGAAGCCGGCGCAAGCGUCUCUGCUGUGGACGCGCGAGACUGUCUUGCAAGCAGAUUUUCUCCGUCUCCAAACACACAUGAGCGACUGGUCUUGCCCUCCCCUCAGCCUCCGCCAAGUCUAUCGUAUGCAGACUCUGGCUUUCAUGAGCCAUCGGACUUUGAUGAUAUGUUGCCAGCACCACAUCAGCCAGUCUCGGAGCAAGAGAGAGUGCCAUCUGAACGACAGCAUAACCAAAGGCUAGUUGCAACCAUGUCUAAAUCAGAGCAUGUUGCGGAAGAGCAGACUGCCCAACAAAUUGUCCCUCCUACACUAGAGCGCUCAGAUACCAGCUUCAGAAUUCCUCAAGAGCCUUCAGGCCCCGAAAGUCGUGGAACAGAAACCCCGAGAGCAGAAGCAGCGCAUACGCCUAUCACACUACCAGCGGGUGCUACACCGAAUGAUAAUGUGCCACCGCAGACAACCACGCCCGCCGUUCUGAACAAUGAGUCAGAACCAGUCAGCCGAGAAUCAACACCAUUAGCUCGCCUGGAAGAAAAUGAAGCUCCGUUGAUCGUGCCAAAAGCGAUCGCUCACAAUGCGAGUCUCGAGCGGUCAGAAGAAGCGGCUGCUUCAACUGCGGCGGUGUCGGACGCUCCCAAGACCUCCGGUGACCAAGUAUCGGGCGAUUGA
This is a messenger RNA of Cyphellophora attinorum, 714 nucleotides long. RefSeq lists its product as uncharacterized. The transcript has a single exon. NCBI's taxonomy places the organism in Eukaryota, Fungi, Ascomycota, Eurotiomycetes, Chaetothyriales, Cyphellophoraceae. The record is from RefSeq and is a predicted model, not a curated record. The coding region runs from base 1 to 714 and encodes 237 amino acids.